Messenger RNA from Eurypyga helias (sunbittern), 1062 nucleotides. It is a transcript of the gene DMRT2, whose product is annotated as doublesex and mab-3 related transcription factor 2. NCBI's taxonomy places the organism in Eukaryota, Metazoa, Chordata, Aves, Eurypygiformes, Eurypygidae. The record is from RefSeq and is a predicted model, not a curated record. The transcript has a single exon. Gene Ontology annotation, cellular component: nucleus. Gene Ontology annotation, biological process: regulation of transcription by RNA polymerase II; sex differentiation. The annotation marks the transcript as partial. Gene Ontology annotation, molecular function: RNA polymerase II cis-regulatory region sequence-specific DNA binding; DNA-binding transcription factor activity, RNA polymerase II-specific.
UCAGGUUACCGUCCUAUUCCAACAGACCCUUACCUGGGAGGGAGUUCACCCUUGCCACCCCCUGUAAGUGACAGGAUGAGAAAGAGGCGGGCUUUUGCUGAUAAAGAGUUGGAGAACAUUAUGCUAGAGAGAGAGUAUAAAGAGAGAGAGAUGAUGGAAGCUACACAAGCAGCUGCUCUUUUUCUCCCUAACCGCAUGGUGCAUGGAGCUGAAUACAACUCGUAUAAAACAAUCUUCAACACUACUCAAGUUGAUAGUCCAAACAAGGAGUUUUGCAAUUUUUUACCAGCCUGCCUUGAUCUAACCAUGCAGUAUUCAGGAUCCAGCAACAUGGAACUCAUUUCUUCAAAUGUCAGUGUAGCUACUACCUACAGGCAGUAUCCCCUGUCUUCUAGGUUCUUAGUGUGGCCAAAAUGCGGCCCCAUUAGCGAUGCUCUUCUAUACCAGCAAUGCCUGUUAAACGCUACUACUGUACAAGCUCUCAAGCCUGGAACAGGUUGGGAUGCUAAGGUCUCACAGAGUCAGGACUGUCCAAACACUGAGAGUGAUAUUAUGUCUCCAAAACUGGAAAAUUCACUGGUUCUGACCCACACGCAAGACAUUCAGCAGUCAUGUAGUGAGAUACCGUGCCUUCCUCAGGAAGCUCGUGAGAGGUCAGCUUUCUCUCCUCCAAAAAGGACUUUCUCUCAGAUUUCUGAUAAGGAUUCCCUGGUUCUUCAGGAACAGGUAUUAAGCAAAAUCAGCAAAGACAGUGCCAAGGCCCCUCCACCACUCAAAUACAAUCCAUUUCAGUCGCUGUUCCAGCAAACAUUUCCUGACAGAUCAGGAGCCGAAUUAAGAACAUCGUUCGUGAAAGAGACUUCUGAAGAUGCUUCUAAGAAAUACAGAGAGUGUGCCAUUAAAGAGAACCAAAAAUACAAGUUUACAAUAGACAAAUGCGCAAAAGACUUCUUUGGGGCCAAACAGGCCACGACAAAACUUGCAACAAGUGAGCCACUGUCAUUUUCAGUUGAAUCCAUCCUUAAACGACCUUCUUCUGCAGUUGCUAGUGUCUCUCAAUGA